Brenthis ino (lesser marbled fritillary) is the source of this 1002-nucleotide messenger RNA. NCBI's taxonomy places the organism in Eukaryota, Metazoa, Arthropoda, Insecta, Lepidoptera, Nymphalidae. The record is from the annotation of a GenBank genome assembly.
AUGGUAAUUUCUAUAGGUUUCGAAGGAAGUGCGAAUAAGCUUGGAGUAGGUAUAGUAAAAGACGGAGAAAUACUUGCAAAUUGCAGAAGAACUUAUAUUACUCCACCGGGUGAAGGAUUUCUACCAAGAGAAACGGCAGAACAUCAUCAACAAAAUAUCCAUGAAGUGCUUCAAGAAGCACUUGAUCAAUCUGGAAUAAAACCUCAAGACAUAGACGUGGUCUGCUACACUAAAGGUCCAGGAAUGGGGGCUCCUUUAAUGGUGUGCGCUAUUGUAGCAAGAACUUGUGCUAAAAUAUGGAAGAAACCUAUACUAGGAGUCAAUCAUUGUAUCGGCCAUAUAGAAAUGGGUAGAUUGAUCACUAAAGCAAAUAAUCCCACAGUUUUAUAUGUGAGUGGAGGGAAUACCCAAAUCAUUGCUUAUUCCAGACAAAGGUACAGGAUAUUUGGAGAAACUAUUGAUAUUGCUGUUGGCAACUGUUUAGACAGAUUUGCAAGGGUAUUAAAAUUAUCAAAUGCACCCAGUCCAGGAUAUAACAUUGAGCAGAUGGCUAAAAAAGGAAAAAAAUAUGUACACUUACCAUAUGCUGUUAAAGGAAUGGAUGUCAGUUUUUCUGGGAUCCUGUCAUUUAUGGAGGACAGAAUAGAUGCGCUAUUAAAGGAUUACACACCAGAAGACCUUUGUUAUUCUUUACAAGAAACAGUGUUUGCUAUGCUCGUGGAAAUUACUGAGAGGGCCAUGGCUCACUGUGAGUCAGAUGAGGUGUUAAUAGUGGGUGGAGUUGGAUGCAAUGAACGCCUACAAGAAAUGAUGGGUGUGAUGUGUUCAGAGCGGGGAGCUAAAAUAUUUGCAACAGAUGAGCGGUUUUGUAUAGAUAAUGGGGUUAUGAUAGCUUAUGCCGGUGCUUUGGCAUAUGCAGCGGGUACUCGCAUGGAUUUCAAUGAUUCCACUAUCACACAGCGAUACAGAACUGAUGAUGUCUUAGUUACUUGGAGAGAUGAU